AUCAUCUUCCCUGCAUCCUCCCCACUGAGUACUAUCCCUCUACUCAAAUGACUCGUCGUUAGACUCCCUCCCUCUUUGUUCUUCUGUACCAACCUAUCCGGUUCGAGCGGGUCGACGGUGUGAGCCGUUCUCCGCAUCGCCUCCUUCGUUAGCGCCAACAACCACCCCCUCCCAUCAGCUUUCUCUUCUCGUUCGUCUUCGCCUGAAACCGUGUAACUCCUCCGUUCGCUAUUGAACCCCAUCUCAAGAUCUCCCACAUUCCAUCCGAUCAUUCGACCAUGACCAAUCCAUCGCAAUUAUUCCUCCUCGCGGAUCACAUCAAGCUCUCACUACUAGAGCGACAACGGGCGAUCUCACUGAGCCUCGAACCCAACAGUCAAGAUGGAGAGAUCUCGCGCUCCCUAGAGUCAAUGCGGGAAGGGAUCGAAAGCGUGGAGGCAGAACAGGCCCGGCUGAAAGCCGCCAAUGACGAAGAAGCGGCCGCCGACCUGAAAGACCAGCUUUCACACCUGCAGUCGCAGUUCCGCGAUCUGUCAUCUCAGUUCCACGGUGGUGCGUCGUCAUCGUCGUCGCCGGCGCACUCGACGCCCGGCAACGCGACCGGCGACGACGACCACCUACACCCGUCGGAGUUCGUCCAGAGCUCGUCUCCCGACCUUAAACAGCCCGUCCCACAGCACCCACCGGGCAAGUCGGUGCGAUUCAUGGACUCGGCUGCCGCGGAGGAGGAAGAGAUUAACCGGCGCAACAACCUGUUCCAGCCGUAUCGCGACUCGCCGUCGCCGCACGGCGCGGAUACCUCUGACAUGGACAACCAGCAGGUGUACGAUCACCACGAGCAGACGAUGCGCGACCAGGACGAGCAGCUGGAUCGCCUGGGCGAGUCCAUCGGGCGGCAGCACCAGCUCAGCAUCCAGAUCGGGGACGAGCUCGAGGGCCACGUUGCGCUGCUGGAUGAUGUGGAUGGCCACGUCGACAGACACCAGGGCCGGCUGGACGGGGCGCGGCGGCGACUCGACAAGAUCCGGCGAAGUGCUGGCGAUAAUUGGAGUAUGAUGACGAUCAUUGGACUCAUCAUUGUUCUGGUUAUUCUGAUUGUUUUGUUGAAGUGAUCUUUACUCUGCCAUGUUUUCACGAGUUGGGGUUUAUUUUUUAAUUCGGGGCGCGUGGCGUUGUUUCACCUGUGACGAAGCCGCUGUUAAUUAGGCGUAGGAUGUACGGCGUUGGGAUCGGCUGUUCCAGCACAGUCUACAUUUGUCCAUUAUCUAUACAGAUUAUAUUACCAUCUUU
Aspergillus candidus is the source of this 1290-nucleotide messenger RNA. RefSeq names its product syntaxin family protein. The transcript has a single exon. Bases 279 to 1112 code for a protein of 277 amino acids. NCBI's taxonomy places the organism in Eukaryota, Fungi, Ascomycota, Eurotiomycetes, Eurotiales, Aspergillaceae. Gene Ontology annotation, cellular component: SNARE complex; endomembrane system. The record is from RefSeq and is a predicted model, not a curated record. Gene Ontology annotation, biological process: vesicle fusion; intracellular protein transport. Gene Ontology annotation, molecular function: SNAP receptor activity; SNARE binding.